UAUAAAUCAAAAAUAAUGGGAUCAUCAAGUAGUUGCAAAUAAAUGUAAUAAUGCUAAGAAAAAGAGGUUCAUAUUGGUUCAGUUUACAAUUCUAUAACUAUAAAUGCUGUAGUUGAAUCUUCUGAAUGCAUCCCUUAAGAGGCUAGAACAAUUUAAUUAUAUAAAUCUUAAAAGUCAAUAUUGCAUCAAAAAGAAUCAGAAUUUGACAAACGAAUAUCUCAACUAGGAAGGGUAGAUCAUAUUUAAAAUUAAAUGCCUUCAAUUAAAGUUCUAGAUUCAAUGGGAAAUAAUUUGUUAAAUUAAUCAAACUAUGGAUCAUCAGAUAUAAGACCAUAAUACUGUUGUUAUUGUCAUUAAUUAAAUGAUUAAUAGUAGUGUUAUACAUUGGAAUGUUUAGAUAUAUUUCAUGAACCAUGUCUUAUUUUAUUUAUUACAACUUAAAUUACAAAUGGUAAUUGUACUUUACUUUGUAAAUGUUAAGACAAAAUUCAUACAAAACAUUUAAGAUCACUUAUUUCUGAUUAAAACUUGGUUUAAAGAUUUUUCUCUAAUCAACUUGGCACUUUAUAAUUGAAAUAUUAGGAUUUGUUACAUUUUAAAAAAAAUGAAAUAAUUGAACGAGAAUGUUGUUUUCAUUGCAAAAAAUCUAUUAUAAGUUAAAAAGUAUAAUUAAAAUGUAAACACAAUAUUCAUAAAUAUUGUCUCAAAGAGUUUUGUACUUAAUAAAUUGAAUUUGAUAAAACUUAUUUGAUUUGUUACUGUGGAGCAUAAAUUACUACGUAGUUGAUUAGAUAAUUUAAGAGCGAUUCGUUUAAACUUAUAUUAUCAAAAUUAUUUAAAAACUAACUCGUGGAACUUUAUAAUACUAAUAAAUUUCUUUAAAAUAAAUUUCAUUUCAAAUAGUUUAUUAAGACAGUAAACUAUUCUGAAGUACAAAAAUAAUCAUCAUAUUCCAUGUAAAUAUAAUGA
This is a messenger RNA of Paramecium sonneborni, 969 nucleotides long. The record is from the annotation of a GenBank genome assembly. Lineage: Eukaryota; Ciliophora; Oligohymenophorea; Peniculida; Parameciidae.